AUGUCUCCUAGGCUCACCCUUUUGUUUGUUAUUUUCUGCCUCCUAUGUGCCAUGACAUUGGCUUCUGACCCUGACCCAGUUCAAGACUACUGCAUACCAAACCCAAAAUUAGGUGUCAUAAAAACACCUCUUCACACCUUCCUUCCAUGCAAGAACUCAUCUGAGGCUACCACCGAUGACUUCGUCUUCUCCGGGAUGAAGGUGGCCGGAAACUUCACUGACACGGGCCUCGCAGCCAUCUCAGUCAACCCAACAAUCUUCCCCGGGAUCAACACACUAGGGAUGUCAUUUGUAAGAGCUGACCUCAACGUUGGUGGAAUCAAUCCACCACAUUUUCACCCAAGAGCCACAGAAAUAUCCCAUAUAGUGCAAGGGAGUGUUUACUCAGGGUUUGUUGAUUCAACCAAUAGGGUUUUUGCAAGGGUUAUUGAACAAGGGGAAGUCAUGGUGUUCCCUAGGGGUCUAGUGCACUUCCAAAUGAAUGUUGGUAAAAAGCCUGCGACAAUUUUUGGAAGCUUCAAUAGCCAAAACCCAGGAAUGCAAAAGAUCCCAUCUGCCAUUUUUGGGUCUGGGAUUAAUGAUGAGCUCUUGGAGAAGGCCUUUGGAUUGAGUUCAAAGCAGAUUGGAACUAUGAGAAGAAGAUUUGAUCCAAAAAGGGUGAGGCUCUAA
This is a messenger RNA of Prunus armeniaca (apricot), 669 nucleotides long. Lineage: Eukaryota; Viridiplantae; Streptophyta; Magnoliopsida; Rosales; Rosaceae. The record is from the annotation of a GenBank genome assembly.